AUGUCCACCUACAGAGCUGAAAUCUCAAACGGCCGCGCUGCCUGCAAAGUUGUCGGUUGCGCUAGAGCCAAGAUCCCCAAGGGUGAGCUCCGCUUCGGUUCCUGGGUCGACGGAGGCUUCCCAGGUUGGAACUGGCGGCACUGGGGUUGCGUAACACCUAAACAGUUUAUCAACAUCCGCCAAAAGCUCACGACCGACAAAGGCCUUGACAUCACAGCGCUAGACGGAUACGACGAACUAACGCCCGAAUUUCAAAUGAAAAUCAAGGUAGCUGUUGAGGCUGGCCACGUUGCCGAUGAGGAGUGGAAAGGAGAUGUCGCAGAGAACAGACCUGGCGCGCCUGUAAAGCGUAAGAAGGCUGCGAAGAAAGAUGACACCGAGGAGGAAGAGGUCGAGGCUGCCACGUUGGAACCCCCUCCCCCUUUCGCUGCGUUUUUCGUGACUUUAGAGGCUAUUCCACGUGCUGACGCGAUGACCAGUGAACCCGAGAAGCCAAAACGCGGCCGCAAGAAGAAGAAGGAAGUCGAGGUAGAGAUCAAGGAGAAGCCCGCCGACGUUCCUGCCGGCGAGUCAGAGGCCGAGGCUGAGACCAAGGCCGCGCCUAAGAAAACUGGCGGCCGACCUAAGAAGGUUCUCGCUGAACCUGUCGCCGAGCCCUCCGAACAAGAAGAGCCCAAGCCGGCGCCUAAGAAGGGCGGUCGCCCCAAGAAGGUGGCCGCCCCAGCAGCUGAACCCGAGGCUGAGGCUGAGGCUGAAGAGGCUGAGGCUGAGGUGGAGGCGGAGAAGCCAGCACCUAAGAAACGUGGCCGCCAGCCAGCGGCUGGAAGUGAGCCAAAGGCGAAGCGCGAGAAGAAGCCGCCAUCGGAGCCGACACGUGCACGUUCUGCCAGGACCGCUGCGGUGGCUAAGAAGAGCAUGAAGGAGGUCGAGGAGGACCACGAAGACGAGGAGCCGAGUGAGGAAGAGAAGCCUGUUCCCAAGGAAAAGAAAAAGGCAGCACCAAAGGAGAAGGCCACUUCCAAGGAAAAAGCUACCUCCAAGGAGAAGGCUACGCCCAAGGAGAAGACUACACCAAAGGGGAAGGCUGUGACUAAGGAGAAGACUGCGCCGAAGGAGAAGGCUGUUUCCAAAGAAAAGGCCGCCUCUAAGGAAAAGGCUACUACCAAAGAAAAGGCCAAAGAGGAGUCUGCAGCUAAGGAGGAGGCUGCCCCUAAAGAGGACCCUGCCCCACAAGAGGAAGAGGCCGCGCCGAAGGAGAAGGCGACAUCUAAAGAGAAGUCAGCGCCAAAGGAGAAGAAAGCUCCUGCCCCCAAGAAGCCCACCAAGGCUCAACUCGCCAAAGAAGCCAAGGAGGCUGCCGCUAAGGAAGCGGUGCCCGAAGCUGCAUCUACCGCCACUGAAGCUGCCGGCAAGUCCGCUGAGACCAAGGAUGCUGACGUUGAGAUGAGUGAUGCCGACGCUAUCCCAGCCGCCGAGAAGGAAGCCGAGGCAGAGGCAGCCCCCGAAGCCGAGGCCGCCAAACCUAAGAACCGUGGUGGCCGUCCCAAGAAGGUCGUCCCACCCGUCGUUUCUGCCCCAGCUCCCAAGGAAAAGGAAGAGCCUAAACCCAAGGCUACUGCUGGCAGGAAACGCAAAGCUCCUGUUGCCCCCGAGGAGACCACUGAAAAGACAGUUGAGGAAGAGCCUAAGGAGGAUGUCCCUAUGGUCGGCGACGAAAGCAUCGUUACCGAUGCCACCACUUCCGAAGAGCCAAAGAAGAAGCGUGGCCGCCCAUCAAAGGCCAAGGAAAUCACCGCAACAGCAAAGGCGCCUGCAGCCAAGAAGGGUCGCGCGACUAAGAAGGAGCCCACUCCUGCCCCGGCAUCCGCAUCUGAGGAGCCGGCAGCGAGCACAGAACGCAAGAGCAUCUUUGGCGGCGACGCCGCGGAGCCAACUCCUGCUGCUGCCCCCACGGCCGACGCCGCUGCUACUGAGGCUGCUGCAACAGCCACCGCUACUACCACUGCGUAA
This is a messenger RNA of Morchella sextelata, 2010 nucleotides long. RefSeq lists its product as uncharacterized. The record is from RefSeq and is a predicted model, not a curated record. The coding region runs from base 1 to 2010 and encodes 669 amino acids. Gene Ontology annotation, molecular function: DNA binding; zinc ion binding. NCBI's taxonomy places the organism in Eukaryota, Fungi, Ascomycota, Pezizomycetes, Pezizales, Morchellaceae. The transcript has 5 exons.